Messenger RNA from Cynocephalus volans (Philippine flying lemur), 2310 nucleotides. RefSeq names its product kelch domain containing 7A (gene KLHDC7A). Gene Ontology annotation, molecular function: protein binding. The coding region runs from base 1 to 2310 and encodes 769 amino acids. Lineage: Eukaryota; Metazoa; Chordata; Mammalia; Dermoptera; Cynocephalidae. The record is from RefSeq and is a predicted model, not a curated record. The transcript has a single exon.
AUGCUCCCCAGAGGAGCAGAGGCCCAGGACUGGCAUUUGGACAUGCAGCUGACGGGCAAGGUGGUGCUGUCUGCCGCUGCCCUGCUCCUGCUGACUGCAGCCUACAGAUUCUACAAGUCGAGGCCUGCCCCAGCCCCUCUGGGGGGUGGGGACACCAAGGCCAAAGCUGAGGAGGAAGCGGAGGGCUCAGGACAGCCUGCCGUCCAGGGUGCUUCUCCCAGGACACUGCAAAGGGGACCAAGACACCGGAGGGUCUGCAAGGGGGCUGGAGCACUGGGCUGCAGCUGGGAGAACCCAGAAGGCCACCGUGUCCUGGCAACAGGAGCCACUUCCAGAGACAGGAAGCCCCAGAGAAAAGGCUCGGGUGAGGAGCAGGGUGGGCAGUGCCCGGACUCUGAGCGGGUGUCUCCCUGCUGCCUGGGCCAGGAAGCCGGAGCAGCUGUUGGCGGUAAGCCUGACCCUCCCUGCCACCCCCUUUUGGGCAGUGAACCCAAAAGCUCCCCAACUGGACUGGCUGCAGUGGCAGACGGCAGCUGUGUGGGUGGUGAGCCCACUCCACGGUGGGAUGGUGGGUCCCCCAAGCAGCCAGGGUCAGGGGAGCUGGAAUCCCCCCACCAGCGCUGGGUGGCCCCUGCAGACCAUAGCAGUGACAUGAACCAGAGCUGGAUCGUCAGCCGUGUGACAGGGGUCAGCAGGGAAGAGGCCAGGGCCCUGCAGGCUGCCUCUGACAUGGGCCUGGCCCUGUAUCAGCAGGAGGGAGCCUCCUAUACCUUCUCGUCUGUGGCCAGGGUCCGAAUGGAGGAAAAUUUCAUACAGAAGGUAGAAGGCACGGGGCCCAGGCUGAAGGGCAAGGUGUAUGAUUACUAUGUGGAAACCACCUCUCAGGCCAUCUCCAGGGGCAGGCUGGACCUCAGGACAGCAGCCCUGGCUGAGGCCCCAUCCCCUGGACCACUGACAAGCCCCCUGGGAACAGGGCCAGCCUCCGAUGAUACAGGAGGGGGAGCGGGAACAGCCGCCUCCCCCAGCCCUGUACCGUCCUCCUCCACACAAGGUUUCAGCAGGAAGGAAAGCCUCCUGCAGAUCGCAGAGAACCCAGAGCUUCAGUUACAGCUUGAUGGCUUCGGGGACCGUGCUCCACCCAGCCCAGACUGGGGUGCCCUGCCUGGUUCAGCCAGAAUCAGCGGGGAGCCUCACAUGCAGCACGUGGCCAGGACAAAUUUCUUCCACAUCCCACCCACCCCCGCCUCAAGCCCAGACAUCCAGCUGGAUCUGGGCAACUGCUAUGAGGUGCUGACCUUGGCCAAGAGGCAGAACCUGGAGGCCCUGAAGGAGGCAGCCUACAAGGUGAUGAGUGACAACUACCUCCAGGUACUGCGUAGCCCGGACAUCUAUGGGGGCCUGAGCGGGGCAGAACGGGAGCUGAUCCUCCGGCAACGGCUCCGGGGUCGCAAGUACCUGGUAGUGGCUGACGUGUGUCCCCAGGAAGACUCCGGCCGCCUCUGUUGUUACGAUGAUGAGCAGGAUGCCUGGCACCUGCUGGCCCGUCUGCCCCCCGAGGCCAUGUCCCGGGGCUGUGCCAUCUGCAGUCUCUUUAAUUAUCUCUUCGUGGUGUCUGGCUGCCAGGGGCCCAGACACCAGCCCUCCAACCGCGUCUUCUGCUACAACCCACUGACAAGGAUCUGGAGCGAGGUGUGCCCGCUGAACCAGGCCCGGCCGCACUGCCGGCUGGUGGCCCUGGACGGGCACCUGUACGCCAUUGGGGGAGAGUGUCUGAACACGGUUGAGUGUUACGAUCCUCGCCUGGACCGCUGGGCCUUCGCCCCGCCACUUCCCAACGACACAUUUGCCCUGGCGCACACGGCCACAGCGUGUGCCAAUGAGAUCUUUGUCACGGGUGGCACACUGCGCUACCUGCUGCUCCGCUUCUCGGCCCAGGGACAGCGUUGGUCAGUCAGCCCCACGGGGGGCAGCAAGGACCGCACGGCUGAGAUGGUGGCAGUCAAUGGCUUUCUCUACCGCUUUGACCUCAACCGCAGCCUGGGCAUUGGCGUGUACCGCUGCAGUGCCAGCACCCGGCUCUGGUAUGAGUGCACCACGUACCGGAUGCCUUACCCCGAGGCCUUCCAGUGCGCCGUGGUGGACAACCUCAUAUACUGUGUGGGGCGCCAGCACGUGCUCUGCUUCCUGGCCGACUACAUCUCGCCCAGGUUUGUGCCCAAGGAGCUGCAGAGCUUCCCGUCCCCGCAGGGCACACUCCUGCCCACCGUGCUGACCCUGCCUGCGCCUGAUGUCCCUCAGACCAGGGUCUAG